CAUUUUUUUGCAUAUUUGAAUGUACGCAUUGUUUCACUGUAAUAUAGAAAAAUAAAAACAAUUUUCAUCUUAAACUUUAAAGUAGAAAACAGAAGAUUUAGGACCAAGCAUAACUGAUGCUCGGUGUUUCUCUUGUUCAACCUUUUCAAACUUUUGUUCCAUCUGAAGGAAAAUGACCCCAGAGCAUGAUGCUGCACAUUUUACUGUGUGUAUGUUUCUCUCUUAACAUUUGUGCAGUGUUAUUAUUUUUUUAUUGCCAAACAGACCAAAAGUUGUAGUCCAUUAUUCUUCAGAUGAUAACAUGUUUUCAGGAUUUUUGAGAUUGCUGUUUCCAGGGAAGAAGUUCAACUGGAUGUAAGGUGAUUCCCAGAACAGCUGAGGAGCUCACAGAGACCCAACCAGUUGACACAUAACAAGACCAACUUGCAAUUAAGGCACUGAAGCUGAAUCCUUAAUAACAUCCAGCUGAUUACAGGAUGAAUUUAAUCUUUUUUUUCCCUUUGCAGACACAUUACAUUUUAACAACGGAUGGAUACAUUUUUGACAGCCACGUUCUCAGAUGAAAUUGAGGGGAAAGAUCUGCAGAAAUUCUCACUGAACACGCUCAGUGGUGCAGGCACACUGACUUACUAACCGGAUCUCUUCUAAGACACCGCACUGGAGACGGAGAGCACGAGUGAGGGAGAGAGCCAUCGAGCAAGCGCAAGAGGAGGGGAGAGGAAAAGAGAGAGCACAGCAGAGUAAAAAGAGGAAAAAACAGAGGAGGAGGAGGAAGAAGAAGAAGCAGAGAGAAGGAGAAAGUCGCGGGAGGAAGGAGGAGGAGAAUGCUCGGCGUCUGGGCAACACUUCCACGCUUGUGUCCAGGGCCUUUGUGAAUACACCAUGGGAUGCAUCGGCUCCAGGAGACUGACGGCAGAUAGCGUGCCGGUCCAGAAGGAUGGGGAGCAACUGUCCAUGGAGGACACCACAUCAAUCCUGCCUCGACUCAAGAGGAACUCAAAUGUCUAUGGCAUCGGGGCUUUGGCUAAGUCUUCUCUGUCAGGUGUGUCAGGAGUCAGCCGCACCAUGAAGGAAAGAGUAACCAAGCCCACAGCGAUGGCCCAGGGCCGUGUUGCUCACAUGAUCGAAUGGCAAAACUGGGGCAUGCAGACAGUUGGUGCAGGAGGAAUCCCCCAGUCCCGCAUCAGCACCCAAGAGCGGGAAAAAGAGCGGCGGGCCGAGAACGACGCCUACAGCGACCUCAGCGACGGAGAAAAGGAGGCCCGGUUUGCUGCAGGCAUCCUGCAGCAAUUUGCUAUCUCAGAGGCAACGCUGUUGGCGUGGUCGUCGAUGGACGGGGAGAGCCCCCGGUCGGGUUCAAACCAGGGCAGCGUGGCUCACCUGAGCGAGGUCAACCAGGAGAGCAUCACCAGUCGAGAUCAGAUAUUACACCAGUCCUCAGCAGAGAUGUGGCCUCACACGUACGUCUCCCAGGGCCACUACUGCCUCUCGUCCUCCGACGCCUGGGAACCGACCCACAGCGACCCUUCGGGCGUGGCGUCUCCCCCAGCUGGCUCCUACAUCAUGGGGACGGACAGCUACGAUGGGCAGGCGGCGGCUCACUUCCUGUCCCAGCAGCAGCAGCAGCAGCAGUACAACCUCCAGCAGCAGAGCCACCUCCAGCAGCUGCAGCAGAUCCAGCAGUACCAGCAACAGCAGCUCCUGCAGUAUCAGCAACAACAGGCUCUGGAGCACCGGCUGCACAGUGCCAACCACUCUCUGCAGGCGACACCCAACAGCACCAUCCACAGUCUGGUUCAUCAGGUCCACCCACCGCUGGUUGAUCUGUGGAACACGGGGCAGAUGGAGGCCUAUCACGCGGAGGCCGGAGGCUACAUGGGCGUAGCGGCGAUGGUGGAGGCGGGCCUGUGUGUGCCGGCGGCGGAGGAGGUGGUGGGAACCGAACACUCCCCGCUACUGGAGCAGCAGGAGGAGGAGCAGCUCAAGGUGAGGACAAAACGUGGCUUUACGGGACGAUUUUCUCCUCAGGAAUUGAUGCCUGACUUUAUCUGAGACGAGGCUGGGAGGGACCACACAGAGG
Gambusia affinis (western mosquitofish) is the source of this 2080-nucleotide messenger RNA. It is a transcript of the gene fam131bb, whose product is annotated as family with sequence similarity 131 member Bb. NCBI's taxonomy places the organism in Eukaryota, Metazoa, Chordata, Actinopteri, Cyprinodontiformes, Poeciliidae. The coding region runs from base 883 to 2052 and encodes 389 amino acids. The transcript is spliced from 9 exons. The record is from RefSeq and is a predicted model, not a curated record.